Messenger RNA from Symbiodinium sp. CCMP2592, 5571 nucleotides. NCBI's taxonomy places the organism in Eukaryota, Dinophyceae, Suessiales, Symbiodiniaceae. The record is from the annotation of a GenBank genome assembly.
AUGACCCGAACCUUCACCCCCCCAACCCCGACCAUCCAGCCCCCGAACCUCCACGAUGGUCCGCGUGUUAUCCGCAUCAACGCCGCCCUGAUCGCCGAUGCACACUACUCUUUCGCCCCCGGCUCACUCAUCCUCGAAGCCGACAAUGACCAGUGGAUCAUUCACGCCAUCAACACUCAAGCGGCUAUCGACCAGCUCGAUCUCCCAUCAGAUCUCCACACCAUCGAUCUCGUUGAUCAGAUCAUUAUCCCGCCGGUGAUCAACGCCCACACCCACCUCGACCUCACGCAUAUUGGUCCCCAGCCCCACAAUCCUGCCGAAGGAUUCGUGCCAUGGCUCGACAUGAUCCGCGCCAACCGAAUACUCGAAGACGAACCGAUCGCCGACUCCGUAACCCUCGGCAUCGAGAAAUCCUUGGCAGGAGGCACCAUCGCAGUGGGGGACAUCGCCGGCGCCCCAAACGCGAUCCUCAAAGACAUCCCCAUCCGCACCCUCGCCGAUUCCCCAAUGCUCGGCACCUCCUAUCUCGAGUUCUUCGGCAUCGGAACCACCGCGACCACCAUCAUUGACCGACUCCAAGCCUACCUCGACGAGCACCUCGAACCCCUCCAGCAACAUCUGCACAACUCCGGUGUUACAUUUGGACUCUCCCCCCACGCGACCAACACCAUCUCCAUCGCUGUCUACCACCGCGCCGCGCAGCUCGCCCUCAAACACAACAUCCCCCUCUGCACCCACCUCGCCGAGACGCUCGAAGAACGCGAGUUCAUCUCCCAAGGCACAGGUACACAACGAGGAUUCCUCGAACGCUUCGGGAUCUGGGACGACUCAAUACUGAGUGAGAUCGGACACCACGAGCACCCCAUCAAGCACCUGCAUCCUGUCUUGAAGCAACUCCCGAUGCUCUGUGCUCAUGUCAACGACGCACCAACAGACGACGAGUUCGGAGAUACGAUCGCCCUCCUCGCGACCACCCAGACCUCCGUCGCGUACUGCCCUCGCGCCCAUACCUACUUUGGGCACUACGACACGCUUGGGCCGCACCCCUUCCAAGCGAUGCUCGACGCCGGGAUCAAUGUGACACUCGGGACCGACUCCAUCGUCAACCUCGACACUCCUGAUCGCAUCACCACCCUCGACGACAUGCGUCUGCUCGCAACGCGUGACCAGACCCCGAUGCACACGCUCCUUUCGAUGACCACCACCAACCCCGCACACGCACUCAGACUCGAUCCAAACGCGUUCAAACUCCAGCCCGGCCAUCGACCCGCCGGACUCCUGAGCCUCGCCGUAGAAGCGAAUCACCCAGACCCGUGGUCCAGCGCCAUGCUCUCAGGAUCAUCCCCCAACUGGAUCGUGUUUGCGCCGAAAAACGCUUUGAAAAUGGGAGCGGACUGCCCACUUACCCUCAUCAAGAUCCCGCUGCGUGCACUGGAAACCAUCCCGCUCGCGAUCAUUCUCUUGACCUUCAUAUCGCUGUACGCGAUCGCCGCUUCGAUCCCCAUCGGGAUGCUCGCGCAGAUCCCGACCUACCUCAUCUACGCGCUCUCGCUCGUUAUCCCCCUCGCGGUGAUCUCUUACCUCUCCAUCAAACUCAUCCGCGCCAAAAUGACCCAAGCGACGCGCGCCUCGCGCUUCCUCGCGACCUUCUUCAUCACCCUCGCGCUCGCCGCACUCAUCACUGUCAUCUGGGUUUGGCAAGUCCUCCCAACAAUCAAGUACAACCCCGCGACCGGUGAUGGCAUCCGACUCUUCGGCGCCUUCUCAGACACCUACCCCUCAACCACACUCCGCAGACUCCCCGGCUUCGAAAUGACCGAGAUGCAGUUCUACGGCUGGUGGCCCCUCCGAACCGCGCUCUUCCUCUUCACUCUCAACCUCAUCGUCACCACCGUCCGGCGAAUCGAGUUCAACUUCAAAAACCUCGGCGUCCUCUCCGUACACGCCGGGAUCAUCAUUAUCGCGCUCGGAUCACUCUUCUACACACGCUACAAACUCGAAGGCGAUGUCCUCCUCCCCGCACCACAAACCACACAGGUCGGCACCCAGCAACCUGUCCCGCAGUUCUCAUUCUUUUCACGCGAAGAAGUUGUCCUCUACCUCGCGCAGGAGAUGGGAUUCUCCGGACAACCCCGCUACGAGCAGCGACCGCUCCAUCGACUCCCACGCUACAACGAUUACGACCUCAACAUCAAUAUUCCCAAGGACGCCCCAACCCUCUCCGACACCCUCGGCGCCUCGCACAACCACGGCGACCUCAGCUCUCGCAAACUCAACAUCAACGUCCCGACGCGCCCCGACUCCAUCAUCGACCACGACAUCACCAUCGACAUCGUGGGAUACGCCAACUACGCCGAGCUCGAGAGCCACUGGUACAAGGUCGAUCUCCAGCCCGGAGAGCAGCCCAACCCGCUCACCGUGAUCGACAUGUACGCCGUCGUCCCAGGAUCAAGCGUCCCGCAGGACCGCCCGCUCUUCCGCUUCCCCUUCUUCCCGAAUGUCCCAGCGGAUCGCAUCCGCGAGAACCAGGUCAUCGGGAUCGAGUACACCGUGGACAUGCCCCAAGAACGCUGGGAAGCACUCACCACCGCUGUCCCAGUCUCCGAUCCACCAUCACAGAUCCUCCACGCGAUCAUCGUCGAGAUCCCAGAUGCGGGAUUCAAGAAGACCUACGCAAUCCAGGAGGGGGACACGAUCACCCUCGACGAGACCGGAUACGAGAUCGCCGUCGAUCAACUCGCGCCGACCCCGCCGUUCCCGAUCAUCACGCCGGGAUACGAGGACGCGACCUCAUCCGUCGCGAUCCUCAACGUCACCAAACCAACCAGCAGCGUCCCUGUCUCGCGUUGGGCCUUCCACCGCUUCCCAGAACUCGACCAGGACCUGACCCCAACCCCGACCGGUCGCCCGCAGCGAUCCGCCCCUGAUCCCGCGAUCAAGAUCACCUACCUCGACAUCUCCCGCCUCCAGGUCUACAUCGACGACCAGAGCGACGGCAUCACCCGCGCCAUCAUCCGCCAACCCGCGACCGCGGAACUCAACGUCAUCGACCUCGUCGGUCCAGACGGUCUCCAAGACAUCGUCCCCAACAACGACGGCGCGCGUGUAGACCUCCGCUUCGCCGAAUCCUGGACGCACGCGCGCGAGAUCGCCCACCCGAUCCCAACCCCCGACGCGAACAAAGACAAGUCCCUCAUCGGAUCGCACACCCACGCGUUCGUCGCUGUGAAAGUCGGAUACAAAGACAACGACUGGUCCCACAUCGCGUGGGUCCCCUUCGCCAAAUACAUCGGGAUCGACGAACAACCCGUCACUGUCACCCUCCCUGACGGCUCGCCACUCUUCAUCGGAUUCGGACGCACGCAGCGCCCAUUCCCAGGAUUCUCCGUCGCACUCGUCGACUUCGAGAUGAUCGCCUACGACCACCGCGGCGCGCCGCGCGACUACCAAUCCCUCGUCCGCGUCCAGCAAGCCGCGUCGAGUCUCUACCCCGAACCACCAAACUUCGACACCUUCGAGCACAUCGUCAAACUCAACGCGCCCCUCCGCGCCCCCUUCCACUGGGACCCCAACAAGCCCUGGCUCGCCAACACCAUCAAACGCAUCCAAGCCGGACUCAACCCCGAACAGUUCAAGUUCUCCCAGUCCGGAUGGGACCGCGCCGGAUGGAACCAAUCCCAAGAACUCGUUGACCAAGGUCAGCUCGACAAACCCCGCGUCAACUUCACCAUCCUCGGCGUAGGGAACAACCCCGGAAUCCACAUCAUCGCGUUCGGAUCCAUCCUCUUCUCCAUCGGCGGCCGCAUCAUGAAACACAUUCUCGCCAUCCUCAUCUCAUCCGUCCUCUCACUCAGCGCCAUCGCCCAACCCUCCGGAAACGCGCACCCUGAAUCCCAAGCCGUCUCCGAAACCUCCGCCGAGAUCGAGAACCCCUUCGGUCAACCCCAGAUGCCCACCAUGUCCCUCUCCGAGAAGCACGCCUUCUCCAAGCAAGUGGACCUCUCCGAGCUCAUGACCGCCGCCGUGUUCCACAACGGACGCGUCAAAAUCCUCGACACCCUCGCCCGCGAAUCCACCGCCGGACUCACAGGCAAAUCUAAAUACUUCGACAUCCUCGUCCAAGACGGCUCUGACCCAGAGAAACUCAAGUUCGACCCAAGCUUCACCAUGCUCGAUCUCAUGAUCGACCCCGUCUACUACAUCGACCGCCCCCUCAUCGGGAUCAACUACCUCCCCCUCCGCCAAGAGAUCCUGCAGCUCGCCGCCGCUGAUGCACAAGACGGCACCUUCAACAAACAAGGCUGGCUCAAGACCGGCAUGAUCUCCCCGCGCAUGACCGAGCUCUACACCACCGAAGCCUUCAACCGCAACGCCGACUCCGAACCAUUCCGCAAAGCCGUCGGACAACUCGACCGCGCAUCCAACAUCUUCCGCAACUCCGUCUCCAACCUCCUCGUCGUCGCCCCCGACGCGCCAGACGAUCCCUGGAAACACCUCGGCGCUCUCCCAUCCUCGCACCCCGCACGCGUCGCAGCCCAACAACUCGCCGACGCCUGGCGCGCCGGAGACGCCCAAGCCGUCAACGCCGCCGCAUCCCAGCUCGCCACCCAGCUCAAAUCCAUCCACCCAGAGAUCCAAGCGAGCGCCAACGCCAGCGUCGAAGCGAUCUACAACAAAGCCAACGCCUUCGAGUGGGGAUUCUGGAUCUACCUCCUCUCCCUCGUCUCCCUCAUCCUCGCGUUCGGCACCGGACGCAAAUCACUCAUCACCCUCGGCGUCACCCUCCUCUUCAUCGCGAUCGCAUUCCACGCGUUCGGAUUCACCCUCCGCUGCAUCAUCGCCCAGCGUUUCGCGAUCCAGAACCAGUUCGAGUCCAUGACCGGCAUCUCACUCUUCGCCGCCAUCGUCGGAUCCGUUAUCAUGCUCGCCAAACGCCAAUGGCUCUUCGGCGCCGCCGCCGCGGGAACAGGAUUCCUUGUCCUCAUCACCGCCACCCAAACCGGAAUCCCAGGAGAAGACAUCGGACGCGAAGCCGCGAUCCUCAACACCUCCGUCCUCCUCAAAUACCACGUCACCACCGUCCUCACGUCCUACGGCCUCAUCACCCUCGGAUUCAUCGUCUCCCUCUUCUACCUCGCGACCCACUACGCCAACAAAUACCUCAAAGCCCCAACCCCAGCCGUAGCAGGAGGCGCCCCAACCGAAGAACCCCUCGCCGACGCCGCACUCGGAAUCGAAGAAAACAAAGCAGGCGUAGCACGCACCCUCAAAGACCUCGACACCGCACAGAUGACCAUCCUCCAGCUUGCCUUCUGGACCCUAGGAGUCGGCACGCUCCUCGGCGCCUGGUGGGCCGACCACUCCUGGGGACGCUGGUGGGCCUUCGAUCCAAAGGAAACCUGGGCGCUCGUCACCUGGAUCGUCUACCUCAUCGUCAUCCACGCCCGCUUCAUGCAACUCAAAGACCGAGGCUUAACAACCGCCUGGCUCUCCGUCAUCGGCUUCUUCGUGAUGCUCUGGACCUACUUCGGAGUCAACCUGCUCCUGCCGGGACUUCAUGCAUAUGCAUAA